AAAAAAAUCCCCACCAUACCAGCUGCAACACAGAAGUUUAAUCAGAGUUCAUGAACAAAUCUGUUGAUGCAGAAUUCAGCCAACACGAAGCAGAGUAACAGCAUCUGAAAGAGGAUUGCUGUGGUUGUUACCAGUGUCCGUCGUUAGAGGGUGCUGGAUCUGAGGAGAAUAAGUUGUGUUCGGAGAAAAUAAUGGAAGUAAAAGGUGUUUGGAAAAAGCACAGGUUACCAUGGCCCUGGCAGGUUCCUAUGAAGUUGCGGUGAAGAACGCAGCCAAAGCUGUUAUCAAACCCCUGAAAAUAUGCAUGUGCUCCCUCAAUAGUGUUUAUGAAGCCCUCAUUGAUGCAGAUGUACACCCUGUUACUGGAUACUGCUCCAACUACGGCUACAUCAGGACCCAGAUCGAACAGGCCUGGUGGAGUUUACAGCGCUCGGAUGAAGCAGCCUCGACGUGCUUGAGGUCUCUGGAUAAAAGUUUGGAGACGCUCACGCAGGACGAGGGAAAACUGGAAUGGAAGAAAAAUGAUACAAAAAAGAUUUUGGGCAACUUGAGAACAAACCAGGAUUCUAAUAAAGAGAUGCUCAAAGAAUCUCAGGGAGCUUUGAAGCAGGCAGAGAGAAACCUGAGUUCAGCAAGAAGGACAGUUGAGGAACAGGAAAAAAGGGUAGAAAAUGCAAAAGAGUGUGCAACAGUUGGACUGGUGGUGACUGCUAUACCAUUUGUCGGAUGGGUUGUUGGUCCUGCGAUGGUGAUUGGUAGCGCAAUCGAAAUUUCGGAAGCGUCAAGUGCCAUCGAAAUAGCUGAAGAAGAGGUGGAAAAGUUCCAGAAUCAAGCAGACAAAUAUGAAGAUAAAGUGAGCAACUACAGGUCCAAGAUUUCACGGACCAACGAUUCUAUCACCCAGAUUGAUUAUAAGCUGAAUCAGAUCCGCAAAGAGGUCAAAGUGAUGAAAAGACAGAGGUGGGGAAUCGCUGAGUUGCAGAGGAAGGUCAGGAGCGCCGUCCACCUUCUGAGAGUCCUCAGUGGGAAGGUCAACGUGAUGGAACAACAGACUCGCAUGUUUAUUCUACAUCAACCGGUCGUGAUGGUGAUGGAGGAGGUCUUGAAGUCGACAAGAGAGAUCGUGGGUAACGAGCUCCUCUGUAACGCGGGCGUGUUAAGCAUUAUUGAGAAAAUGAGGGUAAACAACCAACGUCUGAAAGCCGUCUGUGCUUCACAAAAUACUGAUAACGAUAUGAUGCAAUACUUCUAACAGUAAAUAAAUACAUUCACUCAGACUUCAGGAGUCAAUAAAAACAUGUAAAUAAUAAAGAA
Silurus meridionalis is the source of this 1314-nucleotide messenger RNA. RefSeq lists its product as uncharacterized. Bases 230 to 1252 code for a protein of 340 amino acids. NCBI's taxonomy places the organism in Eukaryota, Metazoa, Chordata, Actinopteri, Siluriformes, Siluridae. The record is from RefSeq and is a predicted model, not a curated record. The transcript has 5 exons.